Molecule: messenger RNA, 525 nt
Organism: Rangifer tarandus platyrhynchus (Svalbard reindeer)
Lineage: Eukaryota; Metazoa; Chordata; Mammalia; Artiodactyla; Cervidae
Source: the annotation of a GenBank genome assembly
AUGGGGUUUUCCAACAUACAGAAAGAACCCCUCCAGUCAUCAAGCAGCCUUCAGACUGAGGUCUACACCUUUUUAAGGUAUGAGUGCCUGGUUGUUGUUCAGUUGCUAAGUUGUGUCCGACUCUUCGUGACCUUGUGGACUGCAGUGCGCCAGGCUCCUCUGUCCUCCAUUGUCUCCUGGAGUUUGCUCAAAUUCAUGACCAUUGAAUCAGUGAUGCUAUCUAACCAUCUCAUCAUCUGUCCCCCACUUCUUCUCUUGCCCUCAAUCUUUCCCUGCAUCAGGGUCUUUUCCAAUGAGUCAGCUCUUUGCAUCAGGUGGCCAAAGUGUUGGAGCUUCAGCAUCAGUCCUUCCAAUGAAUAUGCAGGUUUGAUUUCCUUUAGGGUUGACUGGUUUGAUCUCCUUGCGGUCCAAGGGAUUCUAAAACUGGGUCACUUUUUAAGCUCAAUUUUUGAGCCAAGCCUAACUUCAGGACAAGAUGUGUACACAGGUAACAAUGUGACCUGUGUCUGCUCCCUCCUUUCCUAA